AUGGCACAGGCAAUUGACGCAGCCGGUCCGAGCUCGCCUACCGCCCCACGUACCAGAAAGCCAGGCGAGGUGCGUUCUAGGAGCGGUUGCUUGACCUGCAAGCAGCGCCGCAAGAAGUGCGAUGAAGACUUUCGCAUCCGCCAGAAUGGUGCCACGUCUUGCAACAGAUGUGCAGACCGUGGUAUACACUGCGAGCAAAGCACGAGCGCCACACCCCAACGAUCUGCCCACCAGCAGCGACCGUCUCCUUAUCCAGCGCCAGGUGCAACACCAUCUAGCUCGUCCAAGCUUCCCUCUCGUGCCGCCCGCGGGCCCAGCUCUACUGCUCAUGCUCAACACUCCGAUAUCCUGUCAACGACAUCCAACCCAGCCGCUCCGAUCGGCACGCCAACGGGCGCGUACGCCGCCGCUUUGGAUCCGUCGCUGGCCUGGUCUGGUUCUGCCCACUUCCCCAUGCAGUCCUUCUCUCAGUCACAGCUUCAACACGUCGGCGCUUUUCCCGGCCUUCAGAAUCCCGCUGUUGCGAGCCAGCUAGCUUGGAUGAGUCAGAAUCCUGCCAUGAUGAAUCGGACAACCGUCCGAUACAAUCGACCCAACAUCUGGCCGGCAUCGGCCUCCACGAGCGGCGCCGAUCCAACCAACACUGCUGCUGUCCAAAACGCUGCUGGCAACCUUCCUGCGCAGAACAAUGCUGUCGACAUGAACGCUCUCUUCAAUAUGCUCAACAACACAUCCACAGCAGGCCCCGUCGCAGCCGGCACGGGUCAGUGGAACCAAGCGUAUCCCGAAAGCAUGGACAAUAUCAUGCUCGACGACUUUGUCAGCGAGCUCAUGAGCCUUACCGGUCCUCUCGUGGGUGGCGAAGCAGCUUCCACCGUUCCUCAGACCGCCAGUAACACGCCGAGUGCGGGAGCACAGCGAACAUCCCCGUCCGAGGCGCAGUCUGCACCUCGAGCCGCGCAAGAGCCGUCAGGUGCGGCCGCUUCAUCAGCAGCGGGCGCUCAGAGAAAUGUGGAAACUGUCACCGCAGCGAACACCACCCCGCGCUCGAAGCAAGCCGGCCUUGAUGACAGUGCAGCUCUGCCUGCGAAGGAUCUCAAAGCCGGCAACGGCAAACCAACUCUCCCGGGACGCACUUCCAAUCGAUACCGCAAGCUGCUCGAUUCGGACGCGAUCGAGUCGCUCUUGAGCAAGUACAGCCCUAUCUACGAACGAUUUUGGCAUGCUACGCUCAUGUUGCUUUCUAACAAGAAGCGGCAGGCUGCCGUCGACUACCUCAUGAGUGUAGUCCGAUCCAACAAAGCUUGUCGAGCGUCAGUCGUGGUCGUCUGCCUCGCCUACCACGAGCUCGUCCAGCGCAUUCGUAAAGGCGCUCAGAAGAGUGCUGGCAGUGGUAGACAAUCGCAACGCGAUACGACUGGCGCACCUCCUAGCUGGACCACGACAGCCAUCGACGCCGUCGAGAACGGGAAGAAAGCCGAGGCGGGUCCACAGGAUGGCAUGUCCAACACCAUGAUGAACCUCUUCCCUCGUGAAUCUGGAGACGACGACGAGGAUGACGAGGACGACGAUCGCUCGAUUCGAUCCGAUGUUGCCGAGGAUUCCAACGACGAAUCCAUGCCUCCGUCGCGUGGCGAGGACUGGGCGGAUUCGGAGGACGAACCGCAGGAAGAGAUCAGUACCAUCUCACGACACGGCCCGGGCGACAGAUCCUUUGCCUCGACAGGGUCCAAGCACGCAUCCGAUCGCUACGGCUCCACCAGCUUCUCGCGUCAAGCAUCCACCACUUCUCGAUCACCACAUGCGUCCAAUCGUCCGAGUUUGACGGGCAAACUCUCCACCGUCAAAGACAACAUUCAAGAGAUGGACGACCCUAGUCGCGAUGCGUUCCACGGUCAAAAGGUGGAAGAGCAUACCGUCGAGCUGUGGUUCGACAUUGCUCGAGCCGAGCUUGAGCGCAGCAGGGAGGAGUUGACGCUCGAUCAGGAGCUGUGUGCCAUCAUCAACCUGCGUUGGGCUUGUCUCUGUUUUGCAGGUGCUGAGAGGGCCAGGCAGUUGACCGAGGAACUGGGCAGGGUGAUGCAGAGAGAAGGGAUCGAUAUGGAUCACGCGGUCGAGGAGGAGAAGAAGGGAAGUUUUGUGAGCGUCAUGCUGCUCACGGCGGUGUAUACGGAUGUGUUGGAUACGGUGUCGGAUAGAGGCAAGAGGACGCACGUUACACUGCGAGGCGACGGUCCGCCUGCUAAGCUGAAGCGCGCCAGCGACGUCACGGGAGGAGAAGCAGCGACGGGCAAGACGGAGCCGUUCUUCGGUAGAGUCUCUCUGAUCUCGUUGGAGAUGUUGACGUGUUUCAAGACGAUCUCGGACCUCUCGGCAGAUGUAUGGGGUCCCAGCACGCCGGGUAGGACGAAACCGUCGCGACCGACCGAACAGGAAGUGGCCGAACGUUCGAGGCAGAUCGAACGCAAAGUCAUGUCCCUCCCGCCGUGGUCGGACCCGAACACCUCAUCUUCGCUGCGCGUUAGGGCGUUCGCAUUGCAAGAGAUCUGGCGUCAGACGGCGAGGCUGUAUCUGUUGCAAGCGGUGCAUCGUCGAGGACCGUUGUUUCCGGAACUGCAGAGCAUCCUGCACGAGAUCAUUCGACUGGCAAAGAUGGUCAAGGUGCAGAGUUUCACCGCUGUGGCACCUGUGGGGGUGACGACGACGGUGUCGAGGGCGAAUGCUCCACCGAACUAUGUCGGUGGUUUGACUUCGGAGGAUGGGUUUGGAGAGGUGCGAGAUGCGAAUCACCCAGACCCGUACGUCAACGCUACCUACGGCUUACCGUCUCCCUCGGACCCAGCCUCUCCGUCAGCCUCAGACUCUGGUGACGGGGCGACCAACGGUCCAGUCCCGUUCCAGAUGUGGCUCGACGUAGCGAGCUGGGAGAUGUGCACCGUGUGGUUCCUGUGCUGUACGGUGGCGCUGACGAGAGCGGAUCGGCAGUUCUGCAUCCACCAUCUGGAAUCGAGCGGGUUGGAGCGCGCGAACAGGGACAACAUUCAGGUGAUCAGAGACUACUGGAGCAAACAGGACAGCACGGGUUGCACGGUGGAUUGGUUUGAUUUCGUGAAAGGUUGUGGGAGGAGUGUUGUCUUUGCGUUCUGA
Messenger RNA from Pseudozyma hubeiensis SY62, 3147 nucleotides. RefSeq lists its product as hypothetical. Gene Ontology annotation, biological process: positive regulation of transcription by RNA polymerase II. The transcript has a single exon. The record is from RefSeq and is a predicted model, not a curated record. Gene Ontology annotation, cellular component: nucleus. Lineage: Eukaryota; Fungi; Basidiomycota; Ustilaginomycetes; Ustilaginales; Ustilaginaceae. The coding region runs from base 1 to 3147 and encodes 1048 amino acids. Gene Ontology annotation, molecular function: transcription cis-regulatory region binding; zinc ion binding; DNA-binding transcription factor activity, RNA polymerase II-specific.